AUGAAAACAAAUAUACAUAAGUUAACUUUCUUCCGGGUGCUCAAAUGUAUACUUAUACUUUCUAUAAUAUCCAAGACGUUGAGAGGAUACGCUGGUCCAGAGAUGCUUACUAGUGAAGUAAUUCCCAAAAAGAAUGAGAUCCCUAUCAUAGUCUACAUUCCCCCAGAGGUGGAAGACAUGUACAGAGAGCAUGGAAUAGAUAUAGUUUCCAAAGUCUUAUUUGUUUUUAAAAUGGUUGAAAAUGGAAUAAAUAAAACCCUAAAAGAAAUAAACAGUGAAAAAUACUACUACUUGGUACCAGAAAUAAAAAUCCCUGACGUGGAUCCGCGCAAUAAAGCAUGCCCUAUAACAGUCAGUCAGCUGUCACUUUUUCUUUCUGAGGUAUAUAAUAGUGAAGGCGGCACUUUAUCUUUUAUAUACAUUACACUGUGCCAGCUUCCCCUUAUUAGAAAGCAGACGUUCACACACCGACAGAAACACUUUUAUAUCACACAGUCUAUUAAUGGAACACACAACACAAUGACUAUUAUUUUCUCAGAGGUGGAUACGUCUGCACUAAUUAAGUCACUUGCUAGAGCCAUUCUUAAGGCGUGCGAUCUACACAACAUAGAGCCACUUUCUGUGCGAUCUCCUAUAGACAUUGCACAUGGUAUUCCAUUCGGUGUGGAUAUUUUAAAGGAAACUGUACAAGAACUUCUUCUUAAAGAGUUUGUGCUGUAA
This is a messenger RNA of Nematocida parisii ERTm1, 720 nucleotides long. RefSeq lists its product as uncharacterized. Bases 1 to 720 code for a protein of 239 amino acids. The record is from RefSeq and is a predicted model, not a curated record. The transcript has a single exon. NCBI's taxonomy places the organism in Eukaryota, Fungi, Microsporidia.